Onychostruthus taczanowskii (white-rumped snowfinch) is the source of this 4468-nucleotide messenger RNA. It is a transcript of the gene KATNBL1, whose product is annotated as katanin regulatory subunit B1 like 1. NCBI's taxonomy places the organism in Eukaryota, Metazoa, Chordata, Aves, Passeriformes, Passeridae. Bases 13 to 924 code for a protein of 303 amino acids. Gene Ontology annotation, cellular component: nucleolus. The record is from RefSeq and is a predicted model, not a curated record. Gene Ontology annotation, molecular function: microtubule binding. The transcript has 9 exons.
AUUUGAGAGAUUAUGGCAUCUGAAGCUCACAAUGUUAAGAAACAGAACGUCUUGCUUAUUGAAGGUCAUCCCAUUGAUCUCCCCAGAAAAAGAAUCUCUUCUUCCACUAAAAAGAUCAUGAAGGAGGGUAAGAAAUCUCCAAAACAGCUGGCUUCAUACACAAACAGAGUAACAGUUGGAAAAACGGUGACCAGUCCCCUCUCUCUUUUCAAAGUGGUGUAUUGCAAAAGGAAAGUUCAUUGCUAUACUCCAAAGCCUUGUUACAGAAAGAAGCUGUGCCCUAAAUCUAGGGGCCGUGACAUGGCAAAUAAAGAAAAUGAACUGGCUUGUGCAGGGAAUCUGCCAGCAAAACUUCACAACAGUCGGACACACUUGCUGAAUUCUAGUGACUCUGGCUCGUCUCAAACAGAAGGCCCCUCAUCCAAAUACAGUGCAUUUUUUUCAGAGGUUUCUCAGGACCAUGAAACUAUGGCUCAAGUUCUUUUCAGCAGGAAUCUGAGACUGAACGUAGCUUUAACCUUUUGGAGAAGGAGAAGUAUAAGUGAACUGGUAGCCUACUUAGUGAGGAUACAGGAUCUUGGAGUAGUAGUAGACUGCCUUCCUGUGCUUACGAACAGUUUACAGGAAGAAAAACCAUAUGUUUCAGUUGGCUGCUGUGUAGAUCUUUUGCCUUUAGUGAAAUCUCUGCUUAAAAGCAAAUAUGAAGAAUAUGUGAUAGUGGGUUUAAACUGGCUUCAGGCUGUCAUUAAAAGAUGGUGGUCAGAACUAUCUGCACAUACAGAAAAAGCAGAAGAUGGAAACAUUCAUAUUUUAAAACAACAUCUAAGUGUUUUGUGGGAGCAGGAGAAUCAUCUUACUCUGGUUCCAGGAUAUACUGGUAAUAUAGCUAAGGAUGUAAAUGCUUAUUUAUUGCAGCUACACUGACAUGAUGGGGGAACAGUGUGCUUAUGUGGUGAAACAAUCCCCUAAAGUAUCCCUGAAAUAUGUGCUGAAAGCCUUUUGAGAAAUACUGGCAGAAGAGAACUGAACUGUCAAGCUGUUUAAUGAAACCACUAACAAAACCCUAACCAUCUACUUCACAUUGAAGUGGAAAAAUGUCUAGUAGGAGCAACUUUUACUUCAGUGAGGUGAAAGUGCACUAUGAAAACUGUAUGCCUUUGCUGCAUUUGGGAUUCACUCAGUUACUAGGUAUUCCUUUAAAUGCUACUGUACCUUACAACAUCAUCGCAUAAAAGAAGAUGAACUAUACUGUCAUGAAGACAAGACAGCAGAACCAGUUAUAAGGAACCAACAAAAACAAUCAGCAUUAAGAGCUUUUAAAUGUCUCUUUCACAAGAGAACUCCAAAAUGCACAACUAUCUUCCAAUUAUGUAAAAAAAUACAAAAAACUUUGGUAUAUUCAUUUACUUCUAUGUUUUAAUCAAAUUAUUAAAGACAGUUUUUGUUUGCACUAUUGAGAAACUAUACAGCAAAGAUGCCUUAAUUACUAGUGUUUCAAAAAGCCAAUGUGUUAAGAUACAUAUAGCUAUUAUGUUCAGAUUGUGAUGGAAAACUACAAAAAUCAGGGUUUCACAUUGUGUAGUUAAUAUUGCACAUAUACAAAGAUUCAUGUAUGAAAAAUAUUAUAGAUACCUGAAGUUAAGCUUGGGUAAACAGUUAUUGCAAAUGUCAGCAGAAUGGUGAAUUUAUGUCUAACAAAUGUUUUUAUAUUGUAUGUGGAUUUCUAACACAGUAAUCUUGUUCUGUAUCAUUCAAACUACAUGCAAAUAAGUAAAUAUAUUAAAUAUAUCUACUGUUUUUUCUUUUCAAGUUCAAAAAAAAUCAAUUUCUAGAAUAAUCUCUUCCGCAGUACUUUUUAUCAUAGAUAUUUAAGUCUCUUGUUUGAAAUGUUUACAGCCAGAUGAGGCCAUGUUAUUCAAAUCACACCCUUUUUAUACUACCUCCUUUAAGAAACUGACAAAGAACUUUUGCAAAAUUGAUCAAGUUCUAACCUGAUCAUGAUGGCAAAGUCAUACCAACAACAGCAUUGAGAAUACAGCUAUAAACUUUUACUGUCAUCUUGAUAAUGCUGUUCUAUUUUAAUUUAAAAGCUAUAUCUUAAUAGCUCUGAGGGAGUCUUAAUCUUAGGCUUGCUGUUGCCUUUUUUAAUGUUGUGAUUAGGAAGCAUGCUUUUUCAAUUAAAACUUACAAAGUGCCAGCUCUCCACUUAAAAGUAUACAUGCGCAGCAUGUAUGACCAAAUAGACUACUUCCUUAAAAAUAAGUACUUGCAAGGGUUGUUUUCAUACCUAGCAUUAAGCAUGUGCACUUUUAUUGACAUGCAGGAGAAAAGUCUUUUGAUAGCCGCAAGAGGUUUUUUGCUUUACAGAUUAAAUAAAUUAAUUUUAAACUCCUGUAGUGAUCAAUAACUUCAGGCCUCCUGUUGCUUAGUAUUGUAUUUAGUUUAUGUAUCGUUGUUCCUGACUUCUGAAGGCCAACUAGAAAUCUGUCAUGAGAACUUGGUGCUUUUAGUUGUUUGACUGUUCUGUAAACCACCAAAGGUUUUGCAUUUCCCAGGGCAGUCAGUUACAAAGUUUCUGGGGCAUCCCAAAACUGCAAACUUUGUGGGACAAUUUGGAGACAUACACAUAGCCAGUCUUCUUGCUGGAAUUGUUAUGUAUCAUUAGAGAUAUUUCAUGUUCAAAAAGUUUUGAGAUAGGACUUUUCAAAUGUUCUUACUAUCAAUUAAAAAUCUAAAGGAACUAUGACAACAUUCUUGUAUUACUUUACUGUUCCAUUGAACACUUAAAUGUAAAAGUAACGAAGUUUAGUUUCAUCAUUUGGGUGGCAGUUGCUGAAACUUAGAUUAUUCCUCAAGGACAGUACUGUUUAUGGAAACUCAGAUUUUUAUUUUUUUUUUAAUAGACAGAGUAACUCCUGGCCAUUUAUUUCUGAUAAUAUAAGAAAGUAUAGUUGUAAUUGAUUAAAGGGAUACUCUAGUAUUUAAAAAUCUAGCUUGAAUGUAGAUUUAGAUACAUGGGCUUGUAAUGAAUUCUGUAUGUGGCCAUAGAGUUACCAAAUCCUAACUGUGGACAGUGCUUUUGUUUUAGAGGUGAGGUAAGAUUGAUUUGAGUAUCAUUACUGAGGAAUACCUAAUAAAAUAAUACAUUCUUUUUAACUGCCAAAAGUUGUAUUUUGACAGCAUCAAUAAUACAGUAUUAAACAUUGUCAUUAGUAUCUGUGCCUUAUUUUAAAUGAAUUUUUUACUGUUUUCAGGCAGCUAUUAGACUGUAAGAACAGGAUUCAGGUGUCUGUAUUAUGAAAUUCUUUUUUCCAUCAUGUUCUUAAUUCAUUGAAACUAUUCACACUAAUAUGCAGGCUCAGCUUCUUGUAUUCUUUUUAGUUCUCAAAUGGCUAGGAAUCAGUUUUACUGUUCCAGAAUGUACAUGUAUAAUAUGUGGUCAAAGUUGGCAUGAGUUAAAUGUCUUAACAGCUGUGUAACUCUGCUAAAUUCAUAUAGUUGUUUCAGUGAAUCUAAGAAUUAAGUUUAUGAGCUAUCCCAUGCAUAAAUUAUAAUCUUUGUGUUGCUUUCUAAAAAUGCUAUUUCUAGGAUGUGUCAGAAGAUCCAGACAGAAUUAAUCCUUUUCCUGUGUGUUCUUGUAAUGCAGAAGCACGUAUGUACUUGAGGAUGAAGGAUGCCUCCACAAAGCUGUUCUGCAUGUUAUACCACUUGAUAUGAAACUUUGAAAAACACUAUGUCUUUUGCCUCAGUUCCCUGAAAGUACUUGAGGCUGUUUUGCUGAAGGAGUACUUUUAAGUGUGACCCAGGAUUUGCCCAUCCCCUAAACUGAAAUUAAAGAAUCCUUCUGGCAAACUGUCUCUUUCUGCAGGGCUGAAUAAAAAGUCCAGUAUUUUGUAAAUGGAAGUGGCCAAGUUGAGGUAUUACUGAUAGCUUUUUCCACCUCUACUCUUCAGCAAGCUAUGCCAUUUAGCUGAGUGUGAAGAAGUUAGCAUGUCUUAAUGAUUAUGUAUGUCUCUGUUUUGAAGGAACUAUGCCUAUUUCUCAGGAAAGAGUCUUCUACUCUUGGAUCACACAGGUACUGCAUUCCACACUCCUUAAUAGUGCUUGCAGGUUGUUGCUGGCAUUAAAAAAAAAAUAGCAGCAGCCCUUCAAGAGCUUACCCUCUGUAGUGAGAUAUAGUUUUUUUUUGGUUUUUUUUUUUGCCCUCCUGUAGAUUGCUUUGUCAGAGGUUGCAGUUUUAACACUUGAGGUGCAGGAGGGAUGGGAGAGUAGGAAAGGGCAAAAUAUACAUGCCCUGUGCUGAGUGACAUCAGCCCCACUGCAUUAUAAAGCAGGCUGUAUUUUCAUUUUCUGGCAUCUGAAGUAGGCAAAUUUGGGGUUAAACAUCUUUAUGCGUUUAGCAUUGAAGAGGUAAAGGUUUUGCAGAUGGAUGCUACAGUGUUAAUUUGUGAUUUUUUUUUUUUUUUUU